CAUCAUGAUGAUUCAGAUCAUCACCUGCCACUGGUCUCUGUAGCGUCCAACUAGAGCAUCCAUCGAACAGAAACAUUUCAUACGACUGUCAGUUUCUUUCAAACAUUAUCAGUCAAUCAGUGACCGCUCAUCAGAAACGAUGGCUAUAGCUGUAAUUAACACCGCAGCGGCACUCAUUAAUAUAAAUUAAAGGCGUUUGUCUAUGUUUACAAUCAGCUUCAGUUUUGUUCUAUCUGUGGUGUAGAGCUGAUCAUGGCUGCAUUCUUCGCCCAGAUUUUCGCAGCGAUUCUUAUAGUGGUGUCAUCUGUAAUACCGCAAACCAGUUGUCGCUACAACGGAAAAUACCGAGGCUCUGGCAGUCGUCUGAUCGAGCAUAUCACCACAACCAACUUCAGCGGCGCAAACUUGCCUGCUGAAUCCCAGUUGGAAUUUCGGAAAUGUCAUUUCCCAUCCUUUGGACCAAAUCUGUUCCAGGCCUUGGAUCCAGCGAUAAAGCGGGUCACAUUCCGUAAAGGUUCGGUGCGGGACGUCAUCGUUGACUGGAGUGUUCAGCUGGAAGGACUGCAGAUCAUCGACACCGGUUUAGUCGAGCUGAAGGCUGCGUCGGACGAACCGAACUACCACCUGAAACAGCUGACCAUUCGUUCGAAGAGGUUUUCCGAGUGGUCUCCCACCUUGGCCUCGUUGAGGAUGCUGGAAGAGAUUGACGUAGCUUAUUGCAACUUGUCCUAUCUGAACGUGCAGUGGUUCGAAGGAUACGAUCGUCUUAAAGUUUUGGAUGUCUCGAAAAACAGGUUGAGUGUAUUUGACGUGAGACAAUCGAGCAUUCCGGCACUAGAGAGGCUGCACCUUUGGGGAAAUCGUUUGGAGCAGCUGCACAGGUUCCCGGAAGCUUUUCCAAAACUGAAGAAAGUAACACUGGCUCAAAAUCAGUGGCUUUGCCGGUGGGUUGGGAACGUUCGGGGCAUGAUAUUGACACAAGGUGUUGAACUGAUGGAUAUGGAUGGAGUGUGUCCGAUAGGGUGGGAGAUCAAUGGUGGAUUGUGUUGCAAGCGUGGAAAGCAUGCGGAGGACUUAGAAUCUAAGCGGAAAAGUCGCAGUCAAACUUCAGUGCUAAUCGACCGGGAAAUUGUUGGAAUGCACGGAUCAGUGAUAGGCAUGAAGUAUGGUAAUACAAUUGUGUAUGUCGAUGAACCUCUUCCAAUAUCAUGAUGUUAAGAAAUUCCGUGAAGUUAUGAUUAGCAAAAUACGAGUAUUUUUAUGUAAAGUUACAAUAAGUCUUAAAUAUGAAACAUUAAAA
Aedes albopictus (Asian tiger mosquito) is the source of this 1300-nucleotide messenger RNA. RefSeq lists its product as uncharacterized. Gene Ontology annotation, cellular component: plasma membrane. The transcript is spliced from 2 exons. Gene Ontology annotation, molecular function: protein binding. Bases 253 to 1212 code for a protein of 319 amino acids. The record is from RefSeq and is a predicted model, not a curated record. NCBI's taxonomy places the organism in Eukaryota, Metazoa, Arthropoda, Insecta, Diptera, Culicidae.